AUGCCCAUCACUAAUGACAGUGAAAUAACAGAAUUCGUUCUCCUGGGGCUCACAGGUCACCCUGAACUCCAGCCUCUCCUCUUUGUGCUGUUCCUGGUGGUGUACCUGGUCACUCUCUUGGGCAACUUGGGCAUGAUAGUGUUGAUCAGACUGGACUCUCGCCUUCACAUGCCCAUGUACUCCUUUCUCACUAACUUAGACUUUGCUGUCUUGUGCUAUACCUCCAAUGCCACCCCACAGAUGCUGACUAAUUUCCUCUCAGAGAAGAAGACCAUCACCUUUGCUGGCUGCUUUACACAGUGUUACAUUUUCAUUGCGUUCCUCCUCACUGAGUUUUACAUGCUGGCGGCCAUGGCCUAUGACCGCUAUGUGGCCAUAUGCAACCCUCUGCGCUACAGUGUGAAAAUGUCCAGGCGGGUGUGCAUCUGCUUGGCCACAUUUCCUUAUGUGUAUGGCUUCUCAGGUGGCCUGUUACAGGCCAUCUUGAUCUUCUGCUUGACCUUCUGUAGAUCCAACAUCAUCAACCACUUCUACUGUGCUGACCCACCACUCAUCAAACUUUUCUGCUCUGACACUUACAUCAAAGAGCACACCAUGCUCAUAUCAGCUGGCUUCAAUCUCUCCAGCUCCCUCACCAUCAUCCUGGUGUCCUAUGCCUUCAUCAUUGCUGCCAUCCUCAGGAUCAAAUCAGCAGAGGGAAGGCACAAAGCAUUCUCCACCUGUGCUUCCCACAUGAUGGCUGUCACCCUAUUUUAUGGGACACUCUUCUGUAUGUAUGUGAGACCACCAACAGACAAGACUGUUGAGGAAUCCAAUAUAAUAGCCAUCUUCUACACCUUUGUAAGUCCAGUGCUUAAUCCAUUGAUCUAUAGUUUGCAGAACAAAGAUGUAAAGCGGGCAUUGAAGAAUGUCCUCAGACAAAAUAUGGUCACUAAGAUGGCAAUGCCUCCACUUUCUAAUAAACCAUAA
Molecule: messenger RNA, 969 nt
Organism: Phyllostomus hastatus (greater spear-nosed bat)
Lineage: Eukaryota; Metazoa; Chordata; Mammalia; Chiroptera; Phyllostomidae
Product: olfactory receptor 5M11-like
Exons: 1
Coding region: 1-969 (322 amino acids)
Biological process (GO): G protein-coupled receptor signaling pathway; sensory perception of smell
Cellular component (GO): membrane
Molecular function (GO): olfactory receptor activity; odorant binding; G protein-coupled receptor activity
Source: RefSeq, a predicted model, not a curated record